This is a messenger RNA of Microthlaspi erraticum, 282 nucleotides long. The record is from the annotation of a GenBank genome assembly. Lineage: Eukaryota; Viridiplantae; Streptophyta; Magnoliopsida; Brassicales; Brassicaceae.
AUGUACUGGUCGAUGACAAGUGAGAGAGGAACAAACAAGCUGAUAAUGAAGCAAACAAAGCAAGCUUCUCUUCUUCUAAGUUUGCUUCUUAUACUUCUUCUAUGUCUAUCCUUUCAGGUUUGCGUUACCGAGGCUGGAUCCCGUCGCUUAGGUGAGGAAAGGACAAACGUAAACCCCUCCUUGGCAUGUCGGGGUUCUCCUAGGGCAAGUCAAGUUGCAUCACAACUAAGCGAGUACUGUAAAACAAUUCGAAGAGGAAGACCUCCUCCUCGUGCAAAUUAG